CUCUUGCUGCAAGAUGAAGCUUCCAGGGACUUUUGUGUUUGUCAUGGUCUCACUUCUUUUCACCUUGCUUGUAGUUGCCUGUCAGGCUCUUGAUCAUCUGUCCACAAGUCCGGGCACUCAAAUGAAUUGGUUUUUGCUCGCCUUCGCUUGCAUUCUGACUGCUGUGAUAUCUGUUUCAUGGUGGCUGAUGCUCAAGUCUCGAUUGAGGCUGCCUCCGGGACCGAUGGCACUGCCAAUUGUUGGCCACCUCCAUCUUCUUCUCAAGCUCCCACACCAGUCAUUCCACAAGCUCUCGCACAAGUUCGGUCCCAUAAUGACCAUUAAGCUGGGAAACAAAACAGCCAUCGUCAUUUCAUCCAAGAAAGCAGCAAAAGAAAUCCUUACGUCUUACGAUCGCGUCUUUGCGUCGAGGCCUGUUCUCAUUUCCCCGCAAAGCCUGUGCUACAACUCGAAGAACAUCUCUUGCUGCAAAUAUGGUCCCUACUGGAGGGAAAUGAGGAAGAUUUGCACGACGGAGCUGUUUAGUUCAAAACGUCUCUCCAGUUUCCAGAACACAAGGCUCGAGGAAACUCAAAAUCUCCUGCAAAGAGUGGCCGAACAACUCAAAGUUCCCAUCAACAUGAAGAUUGAGCUUUCAACUCUCACCUUGAAUGUUAUAACUCGCAUGGCCAUUGGCAAGAAGUUCCGUCAUGGAGAGUUCUCGGAAGACGCAGAACCACUGAACGUGAUCCUGGAGGCAGUACGGUUGAUGGGAGCAGUCAAUCUCGGCGACUACAUACCUUUUCUCAAGCGGCUUGACCCUGGAGGAUACAUUCCACGUUUAAAAAAGACAAGCAAAAAGAUUGAUUGCAUCUUACAGAGGCUUGUCGACGACCAUCGAGAAGAAAAGGUGAAAUCCGGCGACUUGGUGGACGUUCUACAGUCGGUCGGAAUUGAGGACAGUGCCAUAAAAGCCGUGAUCCUGGACAUCCUUGCUGGAGGAACAGACACCACCGCAGUUACGACCGAGUGGGCCUUGUCGGAGCUCCUCAGAAAUCCCGAGUGCCUGAGAAAAGUUCAGCAAGAGAUUCAUGUCAUUGUUGGUGACAAUCGUCUGGUGAACGAGAAUGACCUCCAUCAUCUACACUACCUCAAAGCUGUGGUCAAAGAGACGUUUCGACUGCAUCCAGCAGCUCCUAUGAUGGCACCGCACGAGUCCAUCGAAGCGUGCACUCUCAAAGGCUACACAAUUCCGGCAAAAACAUGGCUUCUAAUUAAUGCUUGGUCGAUGGGACGCGAUCCAGCUCAAUGGGACUCACCGGAAGAAUUCAUGCCCGAGCGCUUCAUAAACUCGUCUAUAGAUGUCAAAGGCUGCGACUUCGAGCUCAUACCAUUUGGAGCAGGCAGGAGGAUGUGCGUGGGGAUGUCUCUCGCACUGUGCAUGGUAGAGCUCACUCUUGCACGGCUGGUGCAAGCAUUUCACUGGGCCCUUCCUGACGGCAGCACCAUGAACAUGGAGGAGAGACAAGGCGUGAUCGUCGCAAGAAAACAUCCGCUUAUCGCAGUGGCAAACCGGCGGCUUCCCCCCGAAGUCUACAUAAACACGUUGUAA
Molecule: messenger RNA, 1591 nt
Organism: Selaginella moellendorffii
Lineage: Eukaryota; Viridiplantae; Streptophyta; Lycopodiopsida; Selaginellales; Selaginellaceae
Product: cytochrome P450 71A1
Exons: 2
Coding region: 14-1591 (525 amino acids)
Molecular function (GO): iron ion binding; oxidoreductase activity, acting on paired donors, with incorporation or reduction of molecular oxygen; heme binding
Source: RefSeq, a predicted model, not a curated record